Messenger RNA from Aspergillus heteromorphus CBS 117.55, 2007 nucleotides. Its product is annotated as cytochrome P450. Gene Ontology annotation, molecular function: heme binding; iron ion binding; oxidoreductase activity, acting on paired donors, with incorporation or reduction of molecular oxygen. The transcript has 3 exons. Lineage: Eukaryota; Fungi; Ascomycota; Eurotiomycetes; Eurotiales; Aspergillaceae. Bases 158 to 1768 code for a protein of 536 amino acids. The record is from RefSeq and is a predicted model, not a curated record.
GCUGAAAACUUCAGAUCGGCUCGUAUUCCACCCACUUGUCGGAGUCACAAGGUUCUUAUUGACUGAUUGACGCGAGGGUGUCUGUAUAAGAUAUCGUUCGUCGCUACCGGUUACACCGCGGGCAGGCCCAGGACGAACCAUCGCAACGAAUAUCUCGAUGAUCGCAACCAUAGUGGACCAAUGGGUCCCACUCGGCCUCGGUCUUCUCUUCUGCUAUGCGGUGUGGUCGGUUAUCUUCAACCUGUAUUUCAGCCCACUGGCAAAGUAUCCGGGCCCUUUCUUCGCCCGGAUCUCUGCAAUUCCCGAUUUCUACUGGUCUCUAACGGGCGAGCGCCAUCUGUGGAUUGAUCACAACCACCGUGUCUAUGGCGACGUGAUUCGUCUUCGCCCAGACGGCCUGCUGUUCAAGACCCCCACGGCCUAUCGGGACAUCUUCAACAUCAAGGCCAAUGUCAAACGAUCGGCGUUCUACGACAUGCUAACCCGACACAAGCAUGAUCAGAGCACCCUCACCGGUACGGACCCUGUCGGACAUGACCAGAAACGGCGGGUGUUGAAUACCGUCUUCUCCGAAAAGUCACUUCGCUCGAUGGAUCCGCUUUUGGAGAGGCAUGUAGCGCGGUGGUGUGAGCUCUUGAUCGAUGGCGAUGGAUCAGAAUGGUCUGCCCCGAGGAAGAUGUCUGAGACGUGUGAUUAUCUCGUUCUGGACGUACUCUGCGACCUUUGUUUUGGGCGGGCUGUCAACACCAAGGAGCCUGGCAAGAACGAGUACCGCGAGAUCCCUCACAUCAUUGCCGGGUUUCUUCGUAUCCUGUAUCCGUUGGGCCACUUCCCAUGGGUCAAUGCCCUUGUCUGGCUUAAACCUCGGGGUCUCGACUGGCUCCUGAACCAGCUGACGCCUGGCCCCGUGCGCUUUCUGUACAAUUUUGUGACGGAAUCUGUGGAGCGAAGACUUCAAAUGGAGUCCAACGACGAGAUGGAAGCCAAGCGUCCGGACAUGUUGCAUUACCUUAUUCACGCGAAGGACCCGAAGACCGGUCUCCAAGGAUACGCGCGCCACGCGCUAGAAGCCGAAGCCAUCAUGCUCACCAUAGCAGGCUCAGACACCACAUCCGUGAUCAUGGCCGGGUUCUUCUUCUACAUCGUCCGCAACCCCCACGCAUAUCAGCGGCUUGUGUCUGAAAUCCGUAGCACGUUUGUCUCUGCUGAUGAGAUCAAGGGGGGUCGCAAACUUCUCUCCUCCUGCCCGUAUCUCCGGGCUUGCGUUGAUGAGGCAAUGAGGAUUGCACCAGCCGGUCCGGCCGAGCUGCCCCGAGCCGUCUUACCUGGUGGCAUUACUAUAGACGGUGAGUAUAUCCCUCAAGGGACGACCGUGGGGGUCGCUCACUGGAGCUUCUAUCGCAAUGCGAAAUAUUUCACCGACCCGGAUAACUAUCGACCCGAGCGGUGGAUUGUGGAUCCAGCAGCAGGCAUCUCUGCUGAUGAUGUCGCUCGGGCAAGAUCGAGUUGCUUUCCCUUUACGGCUGGAACGACCAGCUGUGCGGGCAAGUCGUUCGCUCUGUUGGAACUGUAUUUGACCAUCGCGCGGACAUUGUGGCUGUAUGACCUGCGCCUACUACCGGGCGAUACGACUGGCACUGGCAAGCAAGGCCAGGGCCGAGGAAUUGCGGGAGGCCAAGACGUGUUUUGCGUCUAUGAUAGCUAUAUCAGUAUCCGGGAUGGGCCGAUGGUUCAGUUUCGCAAAAGGGCAGAUCCCGCGGAGCUGUAGAUUUGUGUGGAUUUGGAAAUCCUGGAAUAAUAGGUCUCGUGGUGUGUGCUUUGGAGAAAGAUAGGGAGAGAGGAAUAAGCCUGCUAAUAUGCGCGUGAUGUUGCAAUUGCCAAUGAUGCUCAGGCGUUCCUGUCGUUCCAAGUCCGGUCGAAAACAUUGAUGCUGCGUUGUGCUAAAAAUAGCUCUAGCCUACCAUCCUUACGAUAGCCAUGAAUGGCUUAUAACGUACCUGAAGGAAC